This is a messenger RNA of Salvelinus fontinalis (brook trout), 2541 nucleotides long. Its product is annotated as protein Tob1-like. The record is from RefSeq and is a predicted model, not a curated record. The transcript is spliced from 2 exons. Gene Ontology annotation, biological process: regulation of gene expression. NCBI's taxonomy places the organism in Eukaryota, Metazoa, Chordata, Actinopteri, Salmoniformes, Salmonidae. Gene Ontology annotation, cellular component: cytoplasm; nucleus. Gene Ontology annotation, molecular function: transcription corepressor activity. Bases 409 to 1593 code for a protein of 394 amino acids.
UCCGAACUUUAAAGCGCAGUUGAAAAACUUCCAGACAAAACACAAAUUGACGUCCACAUAACAUGACUGGGAUAAUAUGUAGUCAUACUGCAGCAGAACAAUUUGUUCAACAAGGAAGUAGCUAACGAUCUCCAUUUAGUUAGCUGAAAAGCGUAUUGACAACGUUAUUUUGCUACAGUAGCUAACUAACGUUAAGUCAUUCGUCAUCGAAGCUGUCCAGUGCAACGACCUGCUGUGAAUAUAUAUGUAACUGUAACGUUAGUUACCUACAUGCUUAGGAACCUUAUCCUGUGAACGGAAGGUUAUCGUUUCAGCAACUACCACUUACUCUGUCCCUCUGUUUGGCCCAAACGUCUUAUCACUGCAACGCUCAGGAAUAGCCACCCACGUAAUAACCGGGAAGCAGCUAUGCAGCUUGAAAUCCAAGUAGCACUUAACUUUAUUAUUUCCUAUUUGUACAACAAACUCCCCAGACGGCGUGUGAACAUCUUCGGGGAGGAGCUCGAGAGGCAGCUGAAGAAGAAGUACGAGGGCCACUGGUACACGGAUAAGCCAUACAAGGGCUCUGGGUACAGGUGCCUCCACGUAGGGGAGAAGGUGGACCCUGUGGUGGAGCAGGCAGCCAAGGAGAGUGGCCUGGACUUGGACGACGUCCGGGAUAAUCUCCCUCAGGACCUAAGUGUGUGGAUUGACCCCUUCGAGGUGUCCUACCAGCUUGGCGAGAAGGGGCAGGUCAAGGUGCUGUACGUGGAUGAUGACAAUGAGAACAACGGGUCCGAGUUGGACAAGGAGGUCAAGAACAGCUUCAACCCAGAGGCCCAGGUCUUCAUGCCCAUCAGUGACUCUAUCGGGACCUCUUCUGAGUCCAGCUCUCCUUCACCCCCCUUCGGGCAAUCUGCGGUCAUUAGCCCCUCCUUCAUGCCGCGCUCCACCUAUCCUAUAACCUUCACCACCGCCACCUUCGCCGCCACCAAGUUUGGCUCCACCAAGAUGAAGGUCUCCGGCCGCAACAACAACAACAAUGGUAAUGGCAACAAGGUGGCCUGCACCUCCCCAACCAACGACCUGGGGCUGAAUGUGAACACCCUAAUGAAGCAGAAAGCCGUUUCCACCUCUAUGUACUCUCUGUAUAGCCUGGGCCAGCAGCAGAAUGCCUCUGCACUCUCUCCUAAUGCUAAGGAGUUUGUGUUCCCCAGCCUCCAGGGUCAGGGGAGCUCCGGUGGCGUGUUCCCCAGCCUCCAGGGUCAGGGGAGCUCCGGUGGCGUGUUCCCCGGCCUCCAGGGUCAGGGGAGCUCCGGUGGCGUGUUCCCCGGCCUCCAGGGUCAGGGGAGCUCCGGUGGCGUGUUCCCCAGCCUCCAGGGUCACGGGAGCUCUGGUGGCGUGUUCCCCAGCCUCCAGGGUCAGGGGAGCUCCGGUGGCGUGUUCCCCAGCGAGGGCUCUCUCAGCCUCAACUCGCUGCAGUACAACAAUGCCUUUGAUGUGUUUGCGGCCUACGGAGAUCUCAACGACAAGUCCCUCAAUGAUGGGCUGAACUUCAACCUCAGCAACAUGCAGUAUUCCAAGCAGCAAUUCCAGUCGGUCAUGGCUAACUAAACCUGACGCUAGGACUUGAAGAUGUUAUUUCUUAAUGACGACGGUUGCUUGAAGGGAAGCAUUAAGAACAACUGGACUUUCAAGGAACCUCUUGAGGAUCUUUCUAUCUAGUUAAGAGAGCAGCAUGUGUCUAGGGGUGCUUUUUCUCUGCCCCUAUUGAGUUCGUUUUUUUUUUACAGAUAGUUUGUUGUACGAACAUGUCCAAGCUUGACUACUUAAAUUCAACAUGCAUAUAGUUGUUUCUAUUUUUUUGUUGUAUUUUUUUUGUUGUUGCCAACCCUAGCACAAAAUAUAUUUUUGUACAAUGUUCGAAGUACAAAAAAAUACUCCAUUAACAUGGAUAAAAUAAAAAUGUUUCUGUCCUCUUACAGUGUAUUACAUGUGUUAGGACAUGGUGGAUUUGUAUGACUUUGCACUACUAAAUGGGGUUACUUGGUCUUUUUCUACUUGUAUAAUUUAAUUUAGUACAGAGUUUAAGAUAUCAGAGUAUAUAUUGUUUCUAUGGCAUUUAUAUCUUUUUACUACUCCAGUGACGGCUGCAGCAGCUCUUGUUGUAUUUUUUUUAUUGGUAUCUUCAUUUUAUUUUUUGGGGGUAAAGAAUUGUCUUUAAAAUCCAUCACAUAUUCUAAAGAUUACGUACAGAGUAUUCCUUCCUGGUGGAAUUUCAUGUACAACAAGAGUUGUAUUUUCUCUUUAAGAGUUAAAAGAUUUUGCUAUAUUAUGUACAAAAAAUGUAAAUUGUAUACAUUUUAAUUUUGUACCUACAUUGUGUAAUACUUGAUUAAAAAUACGGUAUAACAAAGUAUUUUGAUUCCGUGUCUUAGAUGUCAAGAGGGACUGGAAUAGUUUAUUGUUUUGUAUUAAAAAUGCUUAAAUUAUGUUUCUCUUUUUACAUUUUAUUUUAUAUUUGCACCAUGGUCUUUUUAAUAAAUUAAACUACAGUCAAAA